AAGAUAAGCCUGAAACACUCCUUUGUAGGGAUUGGCAAGAUCUAAUCGACUAUCCUUAGCCCUAUCUGAACCAUAUCAUAUAUCCUCCCACGUAUAUGGAUAGAUUGGAUUUCCUCAUUGCUGUCCCUUUAAAUGCUCGUCUGCAGACUCAAUAGUCACAAUCAUUUUAGUUUCCUAUCGUGUAGUGCAAACAUGAAGUUAUUGUGCAGCCUGGCAGUCUGGCUCCUCGUCUUUCAUCCGACGCAUGCCGGUCCUUUUAACAGCAAUGAUUCCCAUGAAGAAGAGAAUGAACUGGAAGAACUCUUUCCCAAAAGCUGCAGCAUUUGUUUCGGAUCCCCAGGCCCACGAGGAUUUCGUGGAAAGGAUGGAUCACGAGGUGUGCCAGGCAACCCGGGCAGUGUCGGUCCUGCUGGACCACUGGGCCCAGCUGGUUCACCUGGCCCAGCUGGGAGCCCUGGACCUGCUGGACCAGCUGGUCCCUCUGGUAACAACGGCUUGAGAGGGGAACCAGGCAACACUGGUCCUCCUGGACCCCCUGGGAGUCCUGGCACUCCAGCUGCAACGAACCGCAUCUCCUGCACUAACGUCUCCAGCAGAGGUGCCACCGCGAGUUGCCCCACAGGGUACAUAGUAGUGUCGUGUUCAUGUGGAAUGGCGUGUGGUUCGUGGGACAUCCCAAACGACAGCACGUGUCACUGCCAGUGCGGUGGGAUCGACUGGACAUCGGCACGGUGCUGUCAGCUGGCCUGACACUGAUCGGCAGUGAAGAUGGGAAACAAUAAUAGAGAAACCAAACUAACAUAAUCAAAACGAACCAGAGAGAACACCACAGAGACAACACAAACACUGUCACGGGUAUGGAGGUGAACACAACAUAAACAUAACACGAACACAAUCAAGGAAAUGGAGGUAAACACAAAAUUAACCAUGUGGAACAACAGUAAACACUUAAGCGUGUGCCACCAGUGAUAGCCCAGAUAAUAAUACAACUAAUAAUCAGAGUUUUUUUUUAUGUUUGACCUUCGACAAUGUCAUUUAUGCAAACAGCAUCCCAAAUGAAAGUUGUAGUUUUCACUUGUGUAAAUUGUUUAAUAUACAAAAUGUUUACCUUCGUUUCAUGGAUGUGUUUGUUUUUACUGCAUUCAAAACAAAUGGCUUGCUCUGGAUAUAUAUACUGUAGGUUUAAUGAUCCAUCAUUGAAAAUUGGGAAAUAAGGUUUUGUUACUGUAUCACAUAUGGUGAUUUGGUGUGGUUGAUUUCUGUUGAGACACAUGGUACAGUAUUUGCAUAAUAAAUGGUUGCUGUUGA
Lethenteron reissneri (Far Eastern brook lamprey) is the source of this 1308-nucleotide messenger RNA. RefSeq names its product collagen alpha-1(I) chain-like. Gene Ontology annotation, molecular function: hormone activity. Gene Ontology annotation, cellular component: extracellular region. The record is from RefSeq and is a predicted model, not a curated record. Lineage: Eukaryota; Metazoa; Chordata; Hyperoartia; Petromyzontiformes; Petromyzontidae.